AUGGGGAUUAUGUCUGAUAUUCGAAGCUAUUGGGAGCAGCAAUCCAUGGGAAGUCUUCGGUAUCGUGGCAGCAGCAGCCAUCGCAAUGCCAGCGGCGCCAUCUAUAACAGAAAUUCCUUCGCGAUUGCUUCUCCCGACGAGAAACGCAGCAAAGCUUUUGCCCGAGAAAGCGUUGUUGCGGGAUUUAAAGCAGCUGCCAUCGCGGCCGUACUCAGCGCGAUGCCUGUGGUAGUAGCUUGUCGCAAGAUUCCAUGGGCAAAGAGGAACCUAAAUCACACUGCUCAAGCGCUCAUCAUAUCCUCUGCAUCCAUUUCCGCCUUCUUUAUCACUGCUGACAAAGCUACUUUGGAGAGCGCAAGAAGCAACACUCACUACGACAAAACAGCUUGA
Messenger RNA from Linum trigynum, 390 nucleotides. NCBI's taxonomy places the organism in Eukaryota, Viridiplantae, Streptophyta, Magnoliopsida, Malpighiales, Linaceae. The record is from the annotation of a GenBank genome assembly.